This is a messenger RNA of Diabrotica virgifera virgifera (western corn rootworm), 3657 nucleotides long. RefSeq names its product F-box only protein 6. Gene Ontology annotation, molecular function: ubiquitin protein ligase activity; protein binding. Lineage: Eukaryota; Metazoa; Arthropoda; Insecta; Coleoptera; Chrysomelidae. Gene Ontology annotation, biological process: SCF-dependent proteasomal ubiquitin-dependent protein catabolic process; glycoprotein catabolic process. Gene Ontology annotation, cellular component: cytoplasm; SCF ubiquitin ligase complex. The record is from RefSeq and is a predicted model, not a curated record. The coding region runs from base 100 to 1116 and encodes 338 amino acids. The transcript has 4 exons.
UUUGAUUAUACUGUGGUUUUUCAGCUGUAAAAAUAUUUUCUGAGUCAUUUUUAUAUGGAAUGUGAUUAAACUAUGUUAAAGUGAUAUAUAAAAUAUAGUAUGGGUAGUUUGAAAUCUAAAUUAUUCGAUACAAUGGAAAUAUCCGACGCUAAAGAAGCUAAAAUACCCAAAUUAUAUGUACCUGUUGAGGAGUUUCAGUUUCAUGGUCCUCUUGAAGAUGAUACCAGCAAUGGGUUAUUUUUGAAUGACGUCUAUUUUCCAGAGGAAAUUAUAAUCAAAAUUCUCACGUUCCUUCCACCUGAACAAUUAUUACCUUUAAGUUUGGUGUGUAAAAAGUGGUGCAACAUUAUUAAAUCUGAUAGUUUUUGGAUGGAUGUAUAUAAUAAUCAAUUUCCUAAUAAAGCUAAAAGGUUGCCUUGGUACGUGUACUACUUAUAUUAUUCGACAGAUGAUUUCAGAAACUUACUAAAAAAUGGCAACGGGCAGGAAGGAUUUAAGCAUUGGACAAUAUUAAAAAAUUUUGGUGAUGAAUUUAUUAUAGAACCAGUCCCUAAAGGAAGUGAUCCCCUUCCUGAGGGUGUUCCGGAAUUUUGUGGACGUAAGAGCUGUUUUACAACCUCAUUUUACGAAUGCUGUAAAAUACAGGUAAUACGUUUGGAAAACAAACGACUUCUUAGGUAUGUAAUUAAUAAGUUUAAACCCCAUAUUUAUGUAAGUGAAUGGUAUGCUGGGAGAUUCGAUUGUGGCUGUGAGUACAAACUAACAAUUAAAGGUCUAGCUUCUGAAAGUAUGCAGAAACCUAUGGAGGAUGAAGACCUGGAAAUAGAGUAUGAUAGAAUGGAGUAUCAUAGAACAGAAGGAGAUGAAAUUGUUUUAUUUUCUCUUUUGAAACCUGCUAUUAUACCGCAAUGGGAAGGCAAAGAAUGGAAUAAGAUGGAGAUAACGGUAGACGAAUAUGAAUCUAAAACCCUUAAAACGCUAGUAUUUCAGCAUGAAGGUGUCGACACACAAUUUUGGAAAGGACAUUAUGGAAGUAAAAUGGCAGGAGGGGUCGUCAAAUUUCUUUUUGAAAGUAUACAACCGAUAGAGGAACAUAUUGAGGAGCCUUGUGAUUGAUACAAAAACAUGCCUAUUUUCUACACAGAAGCAGUCAAAAAUUUUUAUUUGUUUUCUAUUUUGGCUCUUUUAUAAGUCAUAUUUAAAUUCUAUGAUGUUUUUGAUAAAGGGCUUAAGUCAGAAUUUCAAAAUGUUUUGAUGCCUUCUGGGCCAAAAAAAUUUGCUCUUUUUAUUGGUACAUACGGUUUAAGUCUACAACAGUUGUAUUAUCUACAACAGUUGUAGACUUAAACCGUAUGUACCAAUAAAAAGAGCCGAUUUUUUUGGUCCAGAAGGCAUCAAAACUUUAUUGUUGAGAAAUUCUGACUUAAGCCCUUUAUCCCAAACAUCAGAGAAUUUUAAUUCUAUAUUUAUUGUCUAUAUGAAUAACUAAACAUUGUUUUAUAUUUUCGCGAUAUUGUUUAUUCUAAUCCAUGUUAGCUACAACUUUUAUUCUAUUAUAUUUGUUUUAUAUAUGUCUAAAAUAAAUAAGAUAAAUGAUCAAUUACAAACUGGAUCUCACAUACGUUACACUUGUCCGUUCGCCAUUUUGUUGGGGACAAGUGUAACCCAUGCAUUGGUUAUGUAAUGUGAACUAAUGUGCGGUUUCCAUGCGUUAAAAAAAAGGACUACCUUCUAUUAGGUACUCACUUGAACGUUUAAAUAAUUUAACAAUUCUCUUCGGAUUUACAUGCCGCGACAACACAUAGGUACCUGUUCUCACUAAAAACUCACUAUGCAAUGAAAAAUUGUCAACGAUCUGUCCACUGUCAAAUUCAAACCGUAAAUGAAUGGCUAGCGGUCCCAGCUACCACAGAGCAUAUGAAGGUUAUAAAUAGGUUAGUAUUCAAUAGGUGGAGCCAUUUUACAAAAGUUCAGUUUAGAAAAAUAAGCAUUGGUUCCACUUACUCCGGUGUACCUUACUGAAAUUAUGAUUCACUUCAUUCUACUAUACCUGGUUAGCUCCUGGCCGGUUCCUAAUAAGCAUUGGUUCCACUUACACCAGUGUACCUGAAAUUAUGUUUAAUUUCAUUCUACUAUACUUGGUUGGUUCUUGGCCAGUUCCUAAUAAGCAUUGGUUCCACUUACUCAAUUUCAUUCUACUAUACUUGGUUGGUUCUUGGCCAGUUCCUAAUAAGCAUUGGUUCCACUUACUCCGAUGUGCCUUACGUAAAUUAUGUUUCAUUUCAUUCUACUAUACUUGGUUGGUUUCUUGCCGGUUCCUAAUAAGCAUUGAUUCCACUUACUCUAGUGCUAGUGUACCUUACUUAAAUUAUGUUUCAUUUCAUUCUACUAUACUUGGUUGGUCCUUGACCAGUUUCUAAUAAGCAUUGGUUUCACUUACUCCAGUUCACCUUACUUAAAUUAUGUUUCAUUUCAUUCUACUAUACUUGGUUGGUUCUUGGAUAGUUCCUAAUAAGCAUUGGUUCCACUAACUCCGAUGUACUUUACUUAAAUAAUGUUUCAUUUCAUUCUACUAUACUUGGUUGGUCCUUGACCAGUUUCUAAUAAGCAUUGGUUCCACUUCCUCCGGUAUGCCUUACUUAAAUUAUGUUUCAUUUCAUUCUACUAUACUUGGUUAGUUCCUGGUCGGUUCCUAAUAAGCAUUGGUUCCACUUACUCCGGUGUACCUUACUAAAAUUAUGUUUCAUUUCAUUCUACUAUACUUGGUUGGUCCUUGACCAGUUUCUAAUAAGCAUUGGUUCCACUUACUCCGCUGUAGCUUACUUAAAUUAUGUUUUAUUUCAUUCUACUAUACCUGCUUGGUUCCUGGCCGAUUCCUAAUAAGCAUUGGUUUCACUUACUCCAAUGUACCUUACUUAAAUUAUGUUUCAUUUCAUUCUACUAUACUUGCUUGGUCCUUGACCAGUUUCUAAUAAGCAUUGGUUCCACUUACUCCGAUGUAUUUUACUUAAAUUAUGUUUCAUUUCAUUCUACUGUACUUGGUUGGUCCUUGACCAGUUUCUAUAAGCAUUGGUUCCACUUACUCCGCUGUACCUUAGUUAAAUUAUGUUUCAUUUCAUUCUACUAUACUAGUCAUUACAAAAUAUUACUGAAAUUCUUUUUUGGGUGCCGUCUUCUUAACGAAGGUUGGCCAUGACUUCUGCAAAGUCGUCUCUAUUUUUGGGCUUUUCUUAUUAGACUUUGAAAGUCUAAUCCUGUCAAUUCUUUGAUGUUGCGCAGCUAGGUCAUUUGUCGUCUACCCGGGCCGCGUCUUUCUUCUAUUUUCCCUUUUAUAAUAAGUUGAAGGAAGUUAUAGCUGUCUUGAGUAAAUAUGUGUCCAAGAUAAAAUGUUUUACGUUUAAAUUCUUCUUAUUUAUCUUAAUUUUAUCGCAAGUUAACUCAAUCAGAAAAAUCACAGAUGAAUUUUGUAUUAUUAAUAUUUGUUAGUGUUAAAAAAUAAUAAUACAUAAUGUAUGUGAUAUAUUCCUGUGAUGAAGUCUUUUAUAUCACAUUUUUAUUUGAUAUGCAUUAUAAUCAUAUUAUUAAUAUAAAAGCUUAUAGCAUCAAUUAUGUAGUAUAAUUUAAAAACGUACAAUAAAGAUUCAGCUUUUUAUUGCA